AACGUAGGUAACAUUUGUUUUCCUCACAAAACCAGCAUGUAUGGUUUUGUUCGCUACAGUAUGUAGCUAGUCAUUUCAUCUGUCGUUGUGAGGCAUAUUGAAAACGCGGGUGUGUGCCGUGUUUGAAGCGAUCAACAUCAACAGACAGAGGAAGAAGUAGAAGUGGAGGACCAGAGAUGGCUGCCGUUCCCACCGAAAACGCGACUGUUUCUCAAGGGCAGAAGAUCAACGACGGGGUCUCUCGGCGGCCACGUUCCUCAAGCAAGCGAUGCGUCUGUUGGGUAGUAGCUGCCUUGCUGAGCGGCUGCCUCAUCACUGCCUUGGCGGUCUUUGUGCUCCUACCAGUCGUUUCAAGAUCUGGCACUAAAGCACCAAGAGGCUGCCUCAUCGCGAGGACGCCGAACGGUUACGCCAAGGGAAGCCUACUUCAGUUCAAGAUCAACGGCACAUCGUACAACUCCGUCGCCUUCUACGGCAUCCCGUUCGGCGCCUCGACGACCGGAGACGGGCGGUUCGCUGAGCCCCGAUGCGCCCAGCCCUGGCACGACCUGUUCAACGCCACGUACAAACGACCCCCCUGCGCCCAGUCGGACACGCAUUAUGGUCGCACUUACGUCAUCGACGCCUCGAACACCACCGAAGACUGCCUGCACAUCAACGUCUGGGUGCCCGGCAAAUGCGUGACCGACCUGUUGGGCGGCGAAAACCACCGCGCCGUCGUCUUCUGGCUCUUCGGUGGCUCCUUCGUGGGCGGAGGCAACAGCUUCGACUUCUACGACGGCCGCUUCGUGGCAGGCUUGGGAGACGUGCUCGUCGUCACGCCUAACUACCGGGUGACGUCCUUCGGCUUCCUCAACUCGGGAACGGGCCGUGAAGUUGCGGGCAACAUGGGGCUGUACGACCAGCUUCUGGCGCUCCGCUGGCUUCGGGAAAACGUCCACUGGUUCGGCGGCGACCGCGACCGCAUACUAAUCGCCGGACAGAGCGCCGGCGCCAUCGCGUCCUCCAUGUUGAUGGCGAGCCCGAUAAUGUCGCAGUACGGCCCGUACCGCAGGGCGUUUCUCAUGAGCGGCUCGGCGUACGUUCCGCUGCCCCGGAACGAGGGACCCGACGCGCGAUGGAGCUUCUCGCGCCUGGCCUCCAACGCCGGCUGCCAGUCGGCGCGCGUCGCCGACGCUGUGCACUGCCUCCGAAACCGGAGCGCGCCGGAUAUCUUGAAGGCCACCAAGAAUAUUUCUGUUUUUCAUGCCAUCCUUCGAGGCGCCCCUAUUUCCUGGCAAGAUGGACUCUCUCGAGCGGCGACCGUGUACGACCUUGAAGCCCCCAACCACCGCGGUUGGAUACAGGUUAUCGGUGACACCAUGUUCCGUUGUCCCGUUGCUUCCUUCGGGAAAAGUUUGGCCACCCUGGGAAAGAAUGUGUACUACUUGCAGUACACGCCCAGACCUUCUUUUUCCCCGUUUUCCGGAGAAAAUGCGACGCACGGAGACGAUGUGCCAAUGCUGUUUGGGCUCCCGUACACCUACCCGCACUUGGCUACUGACGAAGACAGGGCGAUGUCCUACCGCAUGAUCACGAUGGUGUCCAGCUUCGCAAAAGACGGGUCUCUCCCAGGCCUGGAGGACGGGAGUCCCUGGCCGCUCUUCUCGAAGGCUUCCAACUACUCGUUCGUCGACCUCGCACACUCCGGGUUCACGCUUGGCGGCACCACUCCCGAGUGUCCCUUGCUAGAGAUCAUGAGGAUGAUCUUGAACCCGGACAAGUCGGACCGGCGAGCUAUCGACAGUGCUUGGACGCCCGAAGUCGUCAGCUUGGCACUGGACAUGCUUGCCGCGAUACCGGCGCGAGCUCUUGAGAUCGCCGCCACCACUCAUGCCCGUGCUUACAAAGGCCAAUGA
Dermacentor andersoni is the source of this 1898-nucleotide messenger RNA. The record is from RefSeq and is a predicted model, not a curated record. NCBI's taxonomy places the organism in Eukaryota, Metazoa, Arthropoda, Arachnida, Ixodida, Ixodidae.